ACCCCAAGAAGCUCAGUUAUUAUGCCUGCAUUAUUUUGCUUCUGGUUUUUAAAUUCUCGUACUCUAAGAAUUUUCUGCCAUGGGUCAUGUACAUGUUAUCAGAAUUCUCCACACAACCUUCGGAAUUUUUGGAAAUGUGUUUGGCAUAUUACUCUUCUUGGCGCCCAUGAUAACAUUCAAAAGGAUUAUCAUGAAAAGAUCAACAGAGAAAUUUUCAGGGGUGCCGUAUCUAAUGAGUCUGUUCAACUGCUUGUUCUCAGUUUGGUAUGGUCUGCCUUUUGUGUCACCAAACAACAAGUUGUUAACAGUCCUGGCUUCAGUUGGUGGUGCCUUGGAGGCAAUUUAUGUGUCGAUUUUCCUCAUAUUUGCACCCAAGAAGGAGAAAUUUAAGAUUUCUGGAAUUCUCUUUUUGGUCCUUUCCAUCUUCUCGGUCGUGGCUUUAGUCUCUGUGUUAACACUUCAUGGCAAUAAAAGGAAGCUCCUUUGUGGUUUAGCUUUUGCUAUUACUUGUAUUAUGAUGUUUGGUGCUCCUCUUACUGUAAUGAGACUGGUGAUCAAAUCUAAAAGUGUGGAGUACAUGCCCUUCUUCUUGUCGCUAUCUAUUUUCAACUCUAGUACCUCAUGGGCAAUCUACGGCGUGCUUGGCAAGGACCCUUUCGUUAUUGUACCAAAUGCAAUUGGAUCUUUAUUAGCAUGUGUGCAACUGAUUUUGUACGUAAUUUAUCGCGAUAACAAGAAGAACCAAGACAUCGAAUUGGAGGAUUCAAUCGAAACAGGGCUUGGAAAACCCCAAAAUGAGUUACAGAAAAAUAUGGAAGCAACUCAGCUGGAUAAUAGACUAUAGCUACUGGAGGGGAAG
Messenger RNA from Lycium ferocissimum, 859 nucleotides. RefSeq names its product bidirectional sugar transporter SWEET1-like. Gene Ontology annotation, cellular component: membrane. NCBI's taxonomy places the organism in Eukaryota, Viridiplantae, Streptophyta, Magnoliopsida, Solanales, Solanaceae. The coding region runs from base 80 to 844 and encodes 254 amino acids. The transcript is spliced from 6 exons. Gene Ontology annotation, molecular function: sugar transmembrane transporter activity. Gene Ontology annotation, biological process: carbohydrate transport. The record is from RefSeq and is a predicted model, not a curated record.